AUGCCGAACGGUAGGUACCCGGUGGCUGAGUAUUCACUCACCUCUCAUGCCGAACGACAAGCAUGCAGUGGUCGAGCUUUUACUCACCCUCGACUUCUUUUGCCGUUCCCUUCCAAUCUUCCAACCUCCCCUCUUGCUCGAGGACUUGGGGGACUACAUGAUCACCAUCGGCAUGAUCAAACGACGAAAGACGCUCGUACCCGAGUCAGAAUGUUGGAGCUCACUGACAAGCAAGUCCCUAACCAAGAAGUCCCUCCUCGAUCAGAAACUUGA
Messenger RNA from Prunus armeniaca (apricot), 273 nucleotides. Lineage: Eukaryota; Viridiplantae; Streptophyta; Magnoliopsida; Rosales; Rosaceae. The record is from the annotation of a GenBank genome assembly.